Messenger RNA from Rhodofomes roseus, 1548 nucleotides. Its product is annotated as RNA polymerase II-associated protein. Gene Ontology annotation, cellular component: Cdc73/Paf1 complex. Bases 178 to 1461 code for a protein of 427 amino acids. The transcript has 8 exons. Gene Ontology annotation, biological process: transcription elongation by RNA polymerase II; positive regulation of transcription elongation by RNA polymerase II. The record is from RefSeq and is a predicted model, not a curated record. Gene Ontology annotation, molecular function: RNA polymerase II complex binding. NCBI's taxonomy places the organism in Eukaryota, Fungi, Basidiomycota, Agaricomycetes, Polyporales, Fomitopsidaceae.
GCCUUGUUCACGACCACCUCAGCCACCGGUCGUAUCUUGGUACCUACGUCUGCUACUUCCUCGUCUUCGCCUACGGUCCACUCUAUUGACCUCGGAGUGUCGGGCUUGCUGCAAAAAUCUGUUGCUCGCAGACCCGGAUUAUCGCCAGCAGCAUCUGCACUUGCUGGGUCUCCAGUGAUGAACACCUCGACCGACCCUCUCGUAGCUCUGCGGGGUGCUAUCAAAGCCCAGAGCAACAUAACAUACAGCGAUGGCUCGAAUUCUACUAGCUCACUUGCAUCUGCCACGCACAUCGUUCUCUCUCCUACAUCCUCCUUCCCGAAGUCCACUUUGACCAGACUGCGCAAGCCCGGCGCGUCCUCCGUAAACCCCACCCCGUCACCACGAACCUUCUUCACAUUACAGGCUGUGUAUCUAGCAUGGCUACUCCGAAAGUCCUCCGUUGCGGAGUACGUGAAGCAAGCGAGGGAGCACGGGCUGACUGUAGGCUUCGUGAGCGUCACGGAGCGGAAGAACGUGGUGGAUUGGUUGGAAGGGAAGACUAGUGAGCUCGAUGGAUUGGUACCACUAGCAACUGACUCUACAACACCUCCGGGCACACCACCGAAGCACAGAGGAACCGUUGCUCUACCAGCAACACCCUUCCCAUCACACAGCGGCGACCAUUCUAGCCCGCUGAAGCGGCGUUAUGUCGCCGACAUAGGGGACAUCGAAGCCGUCAAGAAAAUCAAGGCGAAUGAAAUUGAGCUUCUGGACAGAACGAGUGUUCUCCGAGGGAUAAAGUCUAACAACUUCUCUGGAGUGAGUCAGGCAAUGGCAGACAAGCUCAAGAAGCUCCGAGACGCAAGCAAGAGCGGCACGCCGGCGAUGUCCGCACCAUCAACACCAGAUCCCAAAAUGCACGCACGAAAACAAAAGCAUCAAUAUCCAAUUAUCAUUAUCUCAUCAUCGCCCACCGCUCUCAUCACCAUGCACAACGUGAAGCGCUUCCUGCAAGACGCCGUCUUUGAGCCAUCGCAGGAAGCACGGGCGCGUGCAGCAGCAGAAGGCAACGCCCGUCCCGAAGACAUGAUACCCAUUUACCGGAAGCGGACGGCAAUAGACUCUUCUGGCCGCGAGACAGAGACACAAGCCCGGUACUUCGUUGUGGAUGGCACGGAGGCAUUGGCGAAGUUCGGUGCCGAUGCAUGGGACCGUGUGGUGUGCGUCAUGACGACUGGCCAGGCAUGGCAAUUCAAGCCGUACAAGUGGAACGAGCCCAAGACACUCUUCCAUCAUGUGAAAGGAUUCUACAUGACCUGGGCGAACGACCCUCCGAACCACAAGAUACAGGACUGGAACGUUACCGAGCUAAAGAUCGAUCAGCACAGACGACACAUCGACAAGUCCGUGGUCGCGCACUUCUGGAAGACCUUAGACACAUGGACAAUGACCAACAAGCCGUGGCUCAUGCAAGGCUGAGUUGUGUACUAUCUCAUCCCUGCUGUAUCUCUGCUGUCGCGUGUUGUAUGCUAUGUGACCCAGUUGACGAGCUGACAGCACGACAGU